AUGACGAUUGUCCAUGACCCUCGCAAAGAAAAAGACAAACAGGAACCCAAGAGAUGGAGCAAAUUUGUGCCCAAGAAUGACAACAAAGAGUCAAUGAAUGUUAAUGUGUCGCCUGUAAAGUUCACUCCAAAGGAGCGUAAGAAGCAAAGUGUUGAAGUUGUCGCUCUUAAAGAAGUGAGGAAAGAGAAUGUUGCAAAUUUUAUCCGAGUGAAUAUCAUCUAUCGCUUUGGCAUCCCUCGCUACAUAAUAAUAGACAAUGGCAAGCCAUUUGAUAACAAGUUAAAGAACAAAAUUUGUGAUCUCUUUGGCUUCGAGCAAUGUAAAUCUUCUAUUUAUCAUGCUGCCGCCAAUGGCCUUGUUGAAGCAUUGAAUAAAAAUUUAUGCAAACUCCUCAAAAAAGUUGUCUCCAAGUCCAAACGAUAUUGGCAUGAAAUAAUGGAAGAAGCUUUGUGGGCAUAUAGGACGACGUACCGCACUCCAACUCAAGCAACACCAUAUUCACUUGCUUUUGGAGUUGAAGCAGUCCUUCCACUUGAGUGUCAAAUACCUUCCUUAAGACUUGCUAUUCAAGAAGGGCUCACUAAAGAAGAAAAUGCUCGACUGCAUCUUGGUGAGUUAGAAGAACUUGAUGAAAAAAGGCUAGAAGCCCAAUAA
Molecule: messenger RNA, 654 nt
Organism: Solanum tuberosum (potato)
Lineage: Eukaryota; Viridiplantae; Streptophyta; Magnoliopsida; Solanales; Solanaceae
Exons: 2
Coding region: 1-654 (217 amino acids)
Biological process (GO): DNA integration
Molecular function (GO): nucleic acid binding
Source: RefSeq, a predicted model, not a curated record